AUGGCAACAAAGAAAAAAUCCACGGACGAUAAUAGUGAUUCAUCUGAAGAUGCACGUCAUGCAUUUGGAAUUUCCGUUCAAGAAUUAGAAACAUUAAUACGAACACGAGGUCAUGAAGGUGCUAAAGAACUUAAUGAAACUUAUGGUGGUCUUAAUGGUAUUGGACGAAAGCUCAAAACAAAUUUAAUAAAUGGUUUAUCUGGUGAUAACAAUGAUUUAUCAGCACGUAUAGCUGCAUUCGGUCGUAAUAAAAUUCCACCAAAACCACGAAGAACAAUUCUUCGUCUUGUGCUUGAUGCUUUACUAGAUGUUAGAUUUGUUAGACCUAUUAUAUUUGCUGGCAUUCUAUUUGCUUUAUCAUUUUAUUAUCCAAGUGGAGACACAUUUGAACCUGAAGGAAAACCAACGGAAGCAAAUGUUGCAUGGAUUGAAUGUAUAAUAAUUAUUAUUGCCAUAUCUAUAGCUGUUCUCGUAACAGCAUUUAAUGACUGGACAAAAGAACGACAAUUUCGUGAUCUUCAAUCAAUAAUUGAACUUGAUCAAAAAUUUAAUGUUAUUAGAGAAAGUCAAGUACACCAAAUUCCAAUAAAAGAUAUUGUUGUUGGUGAUAUAUGUCAAAUUAAAUAUGGAGAUUUAUUACCAGUUGAUGGUGUUGUUGUACAAUCAAAUGAUCUCAAAGUUGAUGAAUCAUCAUUAACUGGAGAAAUAGAUUUAAUUAGAAAAGAUGAGUCAGAAGAUCCAUUUCUUCUUUCGGGUACGCAUAUUAUGGAAGGUAAUGGUAAAAUGUUAGUUUUGGCUGUUGGUGAACAUAGUCAAAUGGGAAUAAUAAAAAAAUUACUGGGCGCACCCAAAGAAGAAAAUAAUGAUAAUAAUAAACAAAAUACAACUACCGAUGCAGAUGUUGGCAAACGUCAAGUAAAAUUAGAAUCGACAACUGCAGAUGCAGCUGUUAACAAUCAAGAUACAACUAAAUUACAAGAAAUUAUACCUGAUAAUACCAAUCAAGCAAAUAAUGACGAUGAUCCUGAUCAUUUUAAAUUUGAAGAACGACCAAGUUUACAAGCAAAAUUAACAGAAUUAGCUAAUCAAAUUACAUAUGCAGGUAAAAAUUAA
Messenger RNA from Rotaria sordida, 1113 nucleotides. The record is from the annotation of a GenBank genome assembly. NCBI's taxonomy places the organism in Eukaryota, Metazoa, Rotifera, Eurotatoria, Philodinida, Philodinidae.